CGCGCUCACCGCACGUCAUUGACGAACAGCUUGGUACUCGGCUACAUAUGCGCAUAUAUAAUCUCAUCUGAAUCCCGGGCUGUCUCAUUGAGCUGAUACUUCCAGCAACAUCAGAUCUUAACCGAGCAGAACUAUGGCAGACGAGAAGAAAAGACAGGCGAAGCGUGCAGCCGCUGAGAAUCGCAGCAUCAAUCCCUCAGGCGCCAUUGUGCUAGCAGCCGCACCCAUGUACCUCGCCUUGGUGCCUUUGACAUCAUAUCUGACGAAACCAAACUCCAUUAUCCAGUCCCUUACACACGCGCUCAUCAAGGUCCUGCCCGGUGUAGAAGUGAACUCGAUUACCUCUGGACGCGCAAUUCCUGCACUUUCAGCACUAUACUUGUUCUGGACGUUCGGCGCAUCUGGCGCUGCUUCGGCCGCUGGUCAGGCUAUGGCACGUGAAGACGGUCUGGACAAUGACCACCCCAGGAAGCAUGUCCAUGACUUGGAUGGACUGCCGUUGAGGCUGAGAAGCGCACAUUAUGCGUUGAUGGAAAACUUCCCAGGCUUUGCCCUUGCUGCAGCUCUUGCGCAGGUCCUCGCGCCCAAUGACGCUCAGAUCAUCAAUCUACUGGGUUUCCAUGUCAUUGCGAAGUUGCUCGUGCACUACCCAGCAUAUUUGGGCAAUAUCGCUUUGCCAAGGACGUUGGCUCACAUUAGCGCUACCAGUGCCUUGGUCAAUGUGUGCUGGAGAUUGGCUGCUGGAGCGUAAGCACGGCUUGAUCACAACGGGGUCUUAAAGUAGAGAAGCUGGGGCAUCGAGAACGGACGCUUGGGAUGAUAAUUGUACACGAGAAGAAGUAUUAACGUAGCUGACUAGCUAUGAUGUGGUAUAAACUGAACAUAAUUCAAAGAAAAUUAAUUUUGUCAGUGGCUCACUACCACCACAAGGCCUGGUUCCAGAAUAGCGCCUUGCUGUUGGCCAAAUCAUCCUCUCCAGUGCUCAUCGUCUCGUUAAAGAUAAGUUGCACACCGCUCGUCGAGUUUGCUUCAUUGUACUUCGGCCAGUACAGCUUGUCCUCCGCCCACAAAGCAUUUGGGUCGCUCUUCAACACAAAGCUGAGAAGGUAUUU
Didymella exigua CBS 183.55 is the source of this 1112-nucleotide messenger RNA. RefSeq lists its product as uncharacterized. Bases 134 to 751 code for a protein of 205 amino acids. Lineage: Eukaryota; Fungi; Ascomycota; Dothideomycetes; Pleosporales; Didymellaceae. Gene Ontology annotation, cellular component: membrane. The transcript has 3 exons. The record is from RefSeq and is a predicted model, not a curated record.